AGGUGUCGUCGACGUGUAACCCGACGUUAUACUCGAAAGUUUUUCCUCGCGUUCCGUCAUAGUUGGAAACAAUACGUUUGUCAUUCGUAUCAUCCCACGUUUAUUCUUGUGUGUUUACCAUUUCUGCUGCAAAAGCAAACGACAAAACGUUAUUAUAACGGUGGUUCGGAAGAUCGGAAUCGAUCAGAAACAGGAACUUCGAUUUUAACUCGUUCUCAAUUUUUUGUUCGUCUGUCUGCCCGUCAACGACGACGGGCAGCCACGUUUCAUCGAUCGAGCAAACAAGUUCUUUUUUUUUGGUGAUCCCGCUGAAAUAUCGUAAAAGCAGCGCGUCUAUUGGUGACGAUCCACACAGUGUGUACGAUCGGUCGAACGUGAGACUAAUCACGAGAAACUUCAUAAGCUCACUUUUUGUCGUUUCUGUUCUGUACGUUGGUACGUUAUUGUCGAUUAAAAACGUCACGUGUGGUGCCGGACAACGAGAAUAUAUGCGAGAGUACUCAGAAACGCAUCGUAUCCCUGCACGCUAAGUGGACGGGAGAACGCUCAGAUCGGAUACAUGUUAGCGUGCUUUGAUAUCGGUGAACAUCAGUGAGACGUGCUGUGUCACUGCGCCCCGACGACACACGAAGAGGCUCUUACAAGAUUGUGGCUCCCUGGAGAUCGGCGAGGAACGCCAACGUCGGGUCGCUAUGAUGGAGUCCCUGUGCCAGGUGAGCGGCACCAAAAACAUUGGCGGCAACGGAGGCAACGACAACAAUGCGAACACCAAUGGCAACAAUAACAACAAUCCGAAUUGUCCGGAUCCCCAGCAAAGGCUGGCGGUACUCAGUUUCGAUCAAGUUAAACGAUUGAACGAUGUCAUGAACGAAGUGGUAUGCAUCCACGGACGUGGAAAUUUUCCCACUUUGGAGGUCAGAUUGAGAGAUCUGGUCAAUGUGGUCCGUAGUAAAUUGGAAUCUGAUCCGAGUAAUGGUGGUGCCGGAAUGAGGGUACGUGAUAUAAGAUUGAACGGUGGUGCCGCUUCUCACGUUUUGGCCACUGAAUCACAACCGUACAACGAUCUGGAUCUGAUCUUUGCCGUGGAGCUUUCGAGCGGACGAAAUUAUGACAAGGUGAAGGCCGCGGUACUCGGCUCGCUGUUCGACCUGCUACCAGAAGGUGUCAGUCGUAAACGUAUCACUACUUGUAGCCUGAAAGAGGCUUAUGUGAGCAAAAUGGUGAAAGUGAAUAACGAAGGUGACCGGUGGUCCCUAAUCUCCCUCGGGAAUUCACGAGGUCACAGGAAUGUCGAGCUGAAAUUUGUUGAUUCGAUGAGGCGGCAGUUUGAGUUUUCGGUCGAUUCGUUCCAGAUUGUGCUCGAUUCGCUCCUCUUGUUCUACGAAUGCAGCAAACUACCUAUUGGCGAAAAUUUCUAUCCGACGGUAGUAGGUGAAUCAGUAUAUGGUGACUUCCAAGAAGCGUUAUAUCAUCUUCACAAGAAAUUGAUCUCGACAAGGAGUCCGGAAGAGAUUCGCGGAGGUGGUCUGCUCAAGUAUUGCAAUCUUUUGGUUAAGAUGUACAAACCCUCGCAACCCGAAUACAUAAAGACUCUCGAGCGAUACAUGUGCUCGAGAUUCUUUAUCGAUUUUCCCGAUAUUAGCCAACAACGCGCCAAACUUGAGAACUAUCUGUGGAAUCACUUCGUCGGUCCUGAAGAGGAGACCCUUAAGUAUCAGUACCUGAUGUUACUCCAUAAUGUAGUGGAAGAAUCUACUGUAUGUCUCAUGGGCCACGAGAGACGACAGACUCUCGCUUUGAUCGAAAAUCUUGCCUACCAGGUAUUGUGCCAAGAGCAACAACAACGAUUGACGAAUCAUCAGCAAGCUCCACCUGGACCACCUGCCACCUAUGUAUACGCGAACGGUUAUUAUUAUGCUCCAGUGAUACCUGCGUGUUAUACAUGCACCUGCAACUCGUGGAUGGCGUGCUCGUCGUGAUGCGACAUCGACACUAAUGCCAUCGUCGCCACUAGUACCGCCAUCACUACCGCUACGACAACUACCGGCACGGUCAUCGACGUCCGCGACAUCUCUGCGAUCAUUACCGAUUAUAAAACCAUUGAUGUGACUCUGCUUACCGACCACGGAGGCGAACAUCUACUAUCAGGAUAUAAUCGACGAGAUUGGGAUCAUCAUGAUCCUUGUUUAUUCAAAAAUAUCGAGAAUGAUGAUGAUCGAUCAUUGAUUGUUCACGGGCCAAAGGAGUAUUGUUUAGUUCUCAGUUGACGCUUGGACAUGCAUCAAACAUCACACAUUGACCAAUUCAGAGUGUGACAUAAACGAAUAGUAUUCUCGUUGAAAUGAAAGCAACAGAAAAUGAGUUCGCCGUGAUCGAUUCGAUGAUGGAUCGUAAAGAUUUGAACAGAUCGGUGAUGAUGAACAUAGAUUCAGGGAAGACUGAAGAGACUAAAGAACCAAGAAGAUCCAAAGCGAGAAUGGGAAUAUUCGAUUUGUUACAUUAUACGUUUUCGUCUAUUCAUGUAUCUUUCUAUUUCUCCUGGACAUGUUUAUCCAACUGCAAUAGACGAAUCAGUUGUCGUGGGGGAAAGACCAAAACACGAUGGUAUUUGUUGUAAUACGGUCGUAGGGGAUCAACUGAGAGACUACAAGACUCCGAACGAAACAAAAUAAAAAAAAAAAAAAAAGAAUGAUAAUAAACAAAGCGAAACAGAUAAAAAAAAUAACAGAAAAUGUGUUGUGCCUAACGAAUUCAAACGAAUAGUGGAGAGAAAUGUAAUCUGUUUGCGUACGCGCGGUAAAUGAUAGACGACUUUUAACGUUACAUUCUUAUUUGUGCGCGCGUCGAUAGAACGAAAUAGACGCAUAUAACUCGCAAUAGUGGCGCGAGAAAAACGGAGACUGUGCGUGCAUCGAAAAAAACAUAUGUUUCAAAGUCCCUGGGGAACAGUAGCGCUGCCAUUCAGUGGUAUCAGCUCGCCAAGAUUCCGAAUAAUAGCGAUAAAAAAAAAUCAAUUGUGAGGCGGAGAAGCGACGACGAAUCGAGAAAUGUAUGGGAGAAGAAUAUUGAGAAAUUCGAAAGACCGACGACGAGAAAAAAAAAAAAUACAAAAGGAUAGAGAGCGCCUGGAAUUGAAUUAGAAAAUAACAGAAACAAUUGUUAGCGCAUAUGGAAGCGUCCGUUAGCGUUCCACGGUCGCUCUUUCUUUUCUUUUUUCCCAGACAAAAAAAAAAUGAAAAAAAAUAAAAAAUAAAAAAAUAAAAAAAAAUAUAUAACGAAUGAACAUAAUGUUUCGAAAAUACUAUACUAAAGGUAGUGGUAAUACACAGAUUUCACAAAAAAAGAGCAACAACAAAAAAAUAAAUUUAAAGCAAACAGCAGGCUACGAAACAUUAAUGGGUGUGGCGUUUGCUAAAAGAUUAAUUAUAAAUAUAUAAAUAAAUAUAUAUAUUUAAAAAUAUAUAUAAAUACAUGUAUAAAAUCUGUGUAUAAAUAUUAAUGUGUGGCUGUGAACACAUUUCAUUUAGAUACUACUGUAACGUGAUAUAUAAGAAUUGAAAAAAAAUUGAGGAUGAGCGGCGCGAUCCAUGUGACAACAUGAGGACGAGAGUUUGUAUGCGGAGAUAGAGAGUGUGAGAGUGGAAAAGAGAAUAAAAGAGCAAAAGAGAUAAAGAAAGAAGAAAAUCAACCAGGGGUGAAAGACGAUUCCAUUCGUUUUUAUCUUUUUCUAAUUUUUGCAUGAACCAGCGCUGUCAUGUCGCAAAUAAACAAAAUGAAAACAUAGCAAACACACACAUAUUCGUACAUGUUGCGAAUCAUAUUGCGAAUCAUAAAAAGUAAACAAAGAUGAAGGUUAAUC
Messenger RNA from Apis laboriosa (Himalayan honeybee), 3859 nucleotides. Its product is annotated as terminal nucleotidyltransferase 5C. Gene Ontology annotation, biological process: mRNA stabilization. The record is from RefSeq and is a predicted model, not a curated record. Gene Ontology annotation, molecular function: poly(A) RNA polymerase activity; RNA binding. Lineage: Eukaryota; Metazoa; Arthropoda; Insecta; Hymenoptera; Apidae. The transcript is spliced from 2 exons. The coding region runs from base 693 to 1979 and encodes 428 amino acids.